AUGAUUUUUUUUAUUUAACAAAUUUUCAAUUUGUGUUUUACUUUGUUUUAUUAAAUCAUCUUUGAUGGGUAUUGCGUUGCAUUGUUUGCUCACUUGGUCUUUGGUGAUUUUUUUCUACUCAGCAUUAUUGUCAAAGUCAAUAUUUAUUUGUACUUCAUAUCAUUCUAAUUCACUAGUGAGGUAUUCAUUGUUCUUACACAACAUAUGACCUCUUGCAUAUUUAAUUUUUUUGGUAAACCACAUAUUGUGAUUUAUUGAAUAAAAAAGUGCACUCUGCAAUUUAUUUGCUUUUGUGAUCCAAUACAAUUCAUACAUGAAAGGUAAUUUUUGGAUGAACCUUUGGCCCAAAAUAUAAUGUAAUUAAUUAUAACUCGCCUCUUUAUGGGCGACAUAAUUGUGGCGGAGUAUCACUAAUCUUUUUCAUAUGCACUUUUCUUGCCUGUUGACAGAAAUGUUUUCCCUAUUUUAGAAGCGGAUAUUUUUUAUUGGAUUGUGAUUAAACCAAAACUCAAAAAUAAAUAGACUUCUAAUUUUAUAUCACAGUGAUGUAAUUUUGAGUUGUAGUUUAUUAACUAAAUUUCUCGAGGUUGAUGCCCUUUGUCCCUUUAAAGAUUGUUGAAUAAACUUUCUCUCUUAUAUGAAUGUGCCUGAAUGCAAAAGAGUUAAACCUGUGCUUGCACCUGUAGCUGUGUAAAACUUAUUCACAGGUGCAAUGAACGGACAGGUUUAUCUGAUGUUUGGUCCAGUUUUCUUAACCCUCCUGGUGAUGACUGUCCCGGUUGUUCAAAGCGGGAAUGUCCUUGUCUAUCCUGUGGACGGCAGUCAUUGGGUCAACAUGAAAAUCUUGAUUGAGGCUCUUCACUCUAAAGGUCACAAUAUCACAGUAAUGCGGAUGUCAGACAGCUGGUACAUCAAAGAAUCUUCACCUCAUUACACAUCAAUCACUGUGAAGACUGCAGGAGGACUUGAUGAAGAAUUCUUCCAGGUGUUUGCAUCAAGAAUGCUAAACAUAUUGAGGGAUGGCUCCACUUGGGCUCGCCUGAAACUGGAGAUAGAAACGUGGCAAGGUUUUCUAGAGAUGAUUAAAGGCGAAUAUGGUCUAAUAAGUAACAUGCUUGAAGACCAGCAGCUAAUUUAUUCCCUAAAACAGAGCAAAUAUGAUUUGAUGCUUACAGAUCCAGCCAUGUUUGGAGGUGUAAUAUUGGGUCAUUAUCUUAAACUGCCCAUUGUCUACAAUGUCCGUUGGACAGUGUACAAUGAGGGUCACUUUGCAAUAGCCCCUUCACCACUUUCUUAUGUACCUUUGCCAAUGAUUGAGUUAUCAGACCGCAUGAGUUUCUUUGAAAGAGUGAAGAAUAUUUUGAUGUACAUCAUCACUGAAUCACUUGUCGCUUUCAUGUUCACUCCAUAUUAUAACGAAGUAAGCGAACGCUUCAUUGGCCCAGGAACAUCCUAUUUUUCCUUAAUUCAGGGUGCUGAUCUGUGGCUCCACAGGGUUGAUUUUAUUUUUGAAUUUCCACGGCCCACUAUGCCAAACAUCGUCUACAUGGGUGGCUUUCAGUGUAAGCCAUCAAAGCCUCUUCCACAAGAUCUCGAGGACUUUGUGCAGAGCUCUGGUGAUCAUGGUGUCAUCGUCAUGUCUCUGGGCACUCUCAUUGGUCAACUUCCUGAUGAUGUGGCAGAGGCCAUUGCUGAAGCUUUUGCUGAACUUCCACAGAAGAUCAUCUGGGGGUACAAAGGAAGGAGACCAUCUGCACUGGGAAACAACACCUUAAUAAUGGACUGGAUACCUCAGAAUGAUCUUCUGGGUCAUCCUAAAACCAGAGUCUUUGUGGCUCAUGGUGGAACCAAUGGAAUCCAAGAAGCCAUCUACCAUGGGGUACCAAUCAUUGGAUUUGGACUCAUCUUUGACCAGCCUGAUAAUCUUUCAAAGAUGAGAGUGAAGGGUGUAGCCAAGACCGUAGACUUUGCCACAGUGGAUAAGGACUCCUUUCUAGAAACUGUUAAGGAGGUUCUUUAUAAGCCCAGUUAUCGGGAGAACAUGCAGAGACUCUCAAGACUUCACAGAGACGUUCCAGUGAAGCCUCUGGACAGCGCCAUCUUCUGGAUUGAGUUUGUCAUGAGGCACAAAGGUGCCGCUCAUUUACGCACAGAGUCGUAUAAAAUGCCCUGGUACUCGUAUCACUCUGUUGAUGUCAUGUUGUUCCUGCUGUCUGCUGUGUCACUCAUAAUGCUGACCACAUAUGUGCUUAUCAGAUAUUUAUGCUGCAGAAUAUGUAGAAGAAAAAACAAACUAGAAUGAUUUUUUUUAUUUAACAAAUUUUCAAUUCAUGUUUUUUUUUUUUUAUUAAAUCAUCUUUGAUACGUAUUACGUUGCAUUGUUUACUCACUUGGUCUUUGGUGAUUUUUUUUCUACUCAGCAUUAUUGUCGAAGUCAAUGUUUAUUUGUACUUCAUUUCAUUCUAAUUCACUAGUGAGGUAUUCAUUGUUCUUACACAACAUGACCUCUUGCAUAUUUAAAUUUUUUUGGUAAACCACAUAUUGUGAUUUAUUGAAUAAAAAAGUGCACUCUGCAAUUUAUUUGCUUUUGUGAUCCAAUGCAAUUCAUACAUGAAAGGUAAUUUUUGAAUGAACCCUUGACCCAAAAUAUAAUGUAAUUAAUUAUAACUCGCCUCUUUAUGGGUAUUUAUAUGACAUCAUUGUGGCAGAGUAUCACUACCCAGAUAGCAUGCAACUAUUGAAACAAUGUUAAAAAUUGUUGAUUUGUCAAUGGUAAUACCAUUGAAUCAAUAUCAGGUUUGCACCCUCCGUUAAUAUUGAAAAAAUAUUGAAAUUUAAACAAAUCACAAUUAUUGUGAUCAGUGUUUGCUUUAGUUGGGCCCUUGGCUGUUGUGUUUUAAUGUUAAGUUUUCUUUGGCUGUUGAAGCAUUGUUUUAAAAUACAUCUGCUAUUGCAAAGAAAACAAAGCACUAAUGUUA
Messenger RNA from Misgurnus anguillicaudatus (oriental weatherfish), 2978 nucleotides. Lineage: Eukaryota; Metazoa; Chordata; Actinopteri; Cypriniformes; Cobitidae. The record is from RefSeq and is a predicted model, not a curated record.